Molecule: messenger RNA, 1432 nt
Organism: Protopolystoma xenopodis
Lineage: Eukaryota; Metazoa; Platyhelminthes; Monogenea; Polystomatidea; Polystomatidae
Source: the annotation of a GenBank genome assembly
GAAUGCUAGACCAGAUAUAGUCUUCUCAUCAGAUUUUAUUGUGGGUUUUCCUGGUGAAACAGACGAGGAUUUUGCCGAUACUUUGGAUUUAGUGAAAAAAGUGGGUUAUGGGCAGUGCUAUUCUUUUAAAUAUAGCCCAAGACCUGGCACUCCUGCGGCGGUUAAGGAUCAAGUACCUGAACAUAUUAAAUCUGAGCGUUUAGCUAUCUUGCAGCAAGAGCUAUCUCGCCAACAAUUAUUAUUUAAUAACAGUUGUAUUGGCAAAACAAUGCCUGUAUUGUUUGAUCGUGAUGGAAAAUUAGAUGGGCAAUUGAUCGGGAAAACUUGCUAUAUGCAAUCGGGGAAAGAUCAAAUCAUUGAUGUGAGUUUUCUUAAAACCAUCCAAGAUCCUGCAAUUGCCGCAUAUAGGCAAUCUAUUGUCGAUGUUUUGUGUAAAGAUCAGAAUGGCAUUCAAGUCAUUGUUGAGAUGCAAGUUAGCGAGCAUAAAGGCUUUGAAAAAAGGGCUCAAUAUUAUGCGGCUAAAGCCUAUUCGCAACAAAUACUCAAAGAAGAUAAAAAUCAUAAAAAGUUAGCAAUAUAUGCUAAACUGAAAGGAGUAAUAUUUUUGGCUAUUGCUGAUUUUAUCAUGUUUCCUGACAAAAAACAUUGGAAGUCAACCCAUCGCAUGUUGGAUAGCAAGACGUAUGAGCAUGAUCUUAAAGAUUUUUAUUUUAUCUUUGCUGAACUAAAAAAAUUCCAUAAAACCCUUUAUCAGUUAGAAAAUAUUGAAGAAAAAUGGAUGUAUUUCUUUAAACAUGCUCAUCAUAGCACUUUAGCCGAAAUGGAACAUUUAAUUGGUCAUGAUAUUAUCAUGAAAAGAGCUUUCCAAGCAAUAGAUCAAGCUUCUUGGACAGAGGCAGAGCUAAAUACUUAUGAUCAUAUAACUAAAACCCAACUAGAUAAUUUAGCAGUAGAACAGUUUAAAAUUGAACAAGCUGAAAAAGCUGCCGAAGCUAGGGGGAAAGCCAGAGGAGAAGCCAGAGUUGGAUGUGAUGCUAAAUCUAAAGACCAGAUGUUAAUAGUUGGCACUUCUGCGGAUAAUCCUCCUUAUGAAUUUAUUCAAAAUGGACAAGUAGUUGGCUUUGACAUUGACCUUAUUAAUGCUAUAGGAGAAAAAUUAGGCAAAAAAGUUAUAAUCAAAAAUUAUGACUUCAAUGUUGAAGAAUUAAAAUCAAAAGUCGUAGAUGCGGUAAUGUUAGACGAAUUGCAAGCUAAAAGAUUUAUUGAAAAUAAUCCUGGUCUAGCUAGUUUAAGCUUAAAGGAUAUGUCAUCGGAGUUUGCUAUUGCUAUGCCUAAAAAUUCUAAUCUUGUGGACAGCGUCAAUAAAGCUAUUACUGAAUUAACAAAAGAUGAUACUAUUAGUAGUAUUGCUCAAAAAUGGCUUCAACAGUAA